Manis javanica (Malayan pangolin) is the source of this 3104-nucleotide messenger RNA. RefSeq lists its product as uncharacterized. Gene Ontology annotation, molecular function: RNA polymerase II cis-regulatory region sequence-specific DNA binding; DNA-binding transcription factor activity, RNA polymerase II-specific. NCBI's taxonomy places the organism in Eukaryota, Metazoa, Chordata, Mammalia, Pholidota, Manidae. Gene Ontology annotation, biological process: regulation of transcription by RNA polymerase II. The record is from RefSeq and is a predicted model, not a curated record.
AGCUCUACCCUCCCACCCGCCCCGUCACCCUUCAGCCUGGAGAUGUCACCCAACCGCCACCACAGAUCCUGGCUGGAAAUCUUUUCCUUCAGCUACACUCAUUUACUCUGAGCACCGUGAAGCCUUUCUCGCACCCCCUUGGCGUCUCCAAACUCCACCGUUUUGCAGAAGCCUUCCCCAGGGGAGCCCCACCGGCUCCCGGCUCCUAAAGACCCUCGCUGCCCUGUACGGACAUGCGCAUCUCUUUCAAGAAGGCCUCUCCCGCUGUCAUGUUGCGCCGCUUGGCACGUACAAGCGGCGGAACGGAGGCGGCCAUCUUGGGCGCUUUGUGACGCUGCCGACGGACAGACGCAUUUUAGUAGUUAGGAAAAGCGGCUGUACGGCAGUUGUUCCAAGAUGGCGGCUCCCACAUAAAUCGGCAAACGGCGCCGCCAUACUCUGUCAAAGGGUCUUUGUCUAAGAGAAAAAACUGAACGGAAUCUUCGUCUGUGGGCGGUGUACAGACUCAGACGUUACAGAGGUUAAACUUGACUGUGAGGUGGGACGGCAGCGUUAAUGAGUCCGAAGUGAACGUGAUGGGCCAUCCCUCUUCCUAUACACCCAGCUGGUGCAGAAAGGAUCUAAGAGAUCUCGGUUUCGCGUUCUGGGAGCUGAAUCAGGGCUCGCUGUCAUUCAAGGAUGUUGCUGUGGUUUUCACCUGGGACGAGUGGCAGUUACUGGACUCCAGUCAGAAGAACCUGUAUCAAAACGUGAUGUUAGAAAAUUACAGCAACCUAGUAUCAGUGGGGCACCAAGUUACCAGAGCAGAUGGAGUCUACCUGUUGGAGCCAGGAACGCCGUGGAUAGCAGUGGAAGAAACCCGAAGUCAGACUCAUCCAGAAGACACCUGGCAAAUUGACAAUCAUACAGACUGGCAUCAAGGAAACCAAGGCAACCUUGAAACUAUAAAGAGUCAUCAGAAAAAUAGUGCAGUAGGAAAAAUAUCUCCUCUGGGCGUAAGCCUUGAUGUCCCUUUAGCACAAAGAUAUACUCUUGACAUACUUGGGAGAUAUUUGAAACCUAAUCUACAGUACAUUCUUCAGAAUAAAAGCUAUGCAAGAAGUGAAACUGAAUUUAAUAGAUAUGACAAAUUAUUUCUUUAUACUAAGCAUGAGGAAAUUCAUACUGCAGAAAAAUACAAUGAAUGUGUAAAGGCUUUCAACCGUAAGUCACAACUUACUAAACACUGGAAAACUCAAACAGGAGAGAAACACUAUAACUGCACUGAUUGUGAGAAAGCCUUUUCCCAAAAGUCAGACCUCAGUAAGCAUAACAGAACACACACAGGAGAGAAACCCUAUGGUUGUAGUAGAUGUCAGAAAGCCUUCAGCCGGAAGUGCCAUCUCAUUUUACACCAGAGAACCCACACAGGAGAGAGACCUUAUGAAUGUAAUACGUGCGGGAAAUCUUUUACUGAUAAGUCAUGCCUUAAUAAACAUCAGAGAACUCACACAGGAGAGAAGCCCUAUGGUUGUAGUAGAUGUCAGAAAGCCUUCACCCGGAAGUGCCAUCUCAUUUUACACCAGAGAACCCACACGGGAGAGAGACCUUAUGAAUGCAACAGAUGUGGAAAAGCUUUUUCUGAUAAGUCAUGCCUUAGUAAACAUGAGCGAAUUCACACAGGAGAGAAACAAUUUGAGUGUCAUGUAUGUCAGAAAGGCUUCAUUGACAAGUCACAACUCAAUUUACAUCAAAGAACUCAUACAGGAGAAAAACCCUACAGAUGUGAGUGUCAGAAGAGCUUCAUCACUAAGUCACGGCUCGUUGCUCAUCAGAGAUCUCACGCAGGAGUGAAACCCUACAGUUGCAGUGAAUGUGGGAAAACAUUCCUCCACAAGUUUAGCCUCAUUUUACAUCAAAAAAACCAUACAGGGGAAAAACCUUACAGCUGCAGUGAAUGUGGGAAAGGCUUCAUCCAGAAAUUUGAGCUCCUGAAACACCAGAGAAUUCACACAGGAGAGAAACCUUUUCAUUGCAGUGAGUGUGGAAAAGGUUUUCGUGUGAAAUCAGUCCUCAAUAUUCACCAGAGAGCUCACAUGGGAGAGAAACCCUAUGGAUGUAGUGAAUGUGGAAAGAGGUUCUCCAUCAAGUCUAGUCUCAACUUACACCAAAGAAUUCACACAGGUGAGAAACCUUUCAAGUGCAGUUACUGUCAAAAAGCGUUCACCCAAAAGUCACACCUCAUCAUUCACGAGAGGUCUCACACCGGAGAGAAACCUUUCGAAUGCAGUGAGUGCCACAGAGCCUUCACCCGGAAGUCGUAUCUCUUUAUUCAUCAGAGAAUUCAUUCGGGAGAGAAGCCUUAUGAAUGCCUCCAGUGUGGAAAAGCUUUCUCUCACAAGUUUAGCUUCAUCAUUCAUGAGAGGAUCCAUACAGGAGAGAGACCCUAUGGAUGCCACGAGUGUGGGAAAACCUUCCCUAUCAAAUUUAGGCUUGUUUUACAUCAGAAAACACAUACAGGAGAGAAACCCCAUGAAUGCGGCAAAUGCCAGAAAUCUUUCGCCCAGAAGUCGCAUCUGAUUGUACAUCAAAGGACUCACACAGGUGAGAAACCAUUUGGAUGCAGUGAGUGUCAGAGAGCUUUCACCCACAAACUCAGCCUCAUUUUACAUCAGAAAACUCACAGAGGAGAGAAAUCAUGAAGCAAAUAUCCAGACGUUUAUUAUACCAGAGUAUAGACAGGAGUGAAAACUUAAGACUGGCAGGUGGGGACACGCUAUCUCACCUCGCUGCUCAUCAGAGAAUGAUACUGGGCAGAAUACCAGACAGGAAGAAACCUGCCCCUGUAUAUGCUGACUGAAUGUACCCCAGAGGGACAAAAUGGGAACAUUUGUGUAUGUGCUGAUCAUGGGAGUGGUGUUGGCAUGACACAGAGCGGUACUGGUGUCAGAAUUGAUACCGAGGAAAAAAUUCUAUAUUAAAGGAUCUGGGGAUCAUGCUUUCAUGGGUAUCAUUUUAUGAGAAGUCAUGUUUCUGCUAUUGUGAUAUAAGCAGCAUUAUAGAAAUUACUGAAUAUGUAAAUACACCUGCCAGGAAACAGUAAAAAUUAGAACUAUGUGAGAAUA